Molecule: messenger RNA, 699 nt
Organism: Trichoplax adhaerens
Lineage: Eukaryota; Metazoa; Placozoa; Uniplacotomia; Trichoplacea; Trichoplacidae
Exons: 2
Coding region: 1-699 (232 amino acids)
Source: RefSeq, a predicted model, not a curated record
AUGAAUACUAUUCUUAUGGUAUCUGCUAAAGGCUUCGAUCCCAAUUUUGACCGAACGGCCAACAAAAAUUGUCUUCAAGUCAGAUUGAUUACAGCAAAGGCCGGCUGGGACUUGUAUCUCUUGCAAGAAGAAACUGCAAGCAAGGAGAGCAAAAAUUGUCUUCGAGUCAGAUUGAUUACAGCAAUGGCCUGCUGGGACUUGUGUCUCUUGCAAGAAGAAACUGCAAGCAAGGAGAGUAAAAAUUGUCUUCGAGUCAGAUUGAUUACAGCAAUGGCCUGCUGGGACUUGUAUCUCUUGCAAGAAGAAACUGCAAGCAAGGAGAGCAAAAAUUGUCUUCAAGUCAGAUUAAUUACAGCAAUGGCCUGCUGGGACUUGUGUCUCUUGCAAGAAGAAACUGCAAGCAAGGAGAGCAAAAAUUGUCUUCAAGUCAAGAUUAAUGACAGCAAUGGCCGGCUGGGACUUGUAUCUCUUGCAAGAAGAAACUGCAAGCAAGGAGAGCAAAAAUUGUCUUUAAGUCAGAUUAAUGACAGCAAUGGCCUGCUGGGACUUGUGUCUCUUGCAAGAAGAAACUGCAAGCAAGGAGAGCAAAAAUUGUCUUCAAGUCAGAUUAAUUACAGCAAUGGCCUGCUGGGACUUGUAUCUCUUGCAAGAAGAAACUGCAAACAUGGAGAGCAAAAAUUGUCUUCAAGUCAAGAUUAA